AUGAGUGCGUGCCUUUCUUGGACGUGCACCUGUUUAGGACAACCCCUUCAGGGACCCGGAGAUCCUACCCUCACCUCGCUUGUUGUGCACUCACACCCCCUAUGCCUUGUUGCCCGAAAUGGCAUCAGGGCGCUUGUGGUUGUCGAAUCGUGCAACAUUAGGAGGAAAGCAGCUCGACUGUCAGAAUUUUCUCUUACAGAAGCAUUUGAGUCAUUCUCCCAAGGUCUGUCUCCUUAUGGACCAUUCUGGGAUCUAAUCUUAGGAUAUUGGAAAGCAAGUCAAGAGUAUCCUGACAAGGUAUUGUUCCUAAGAUAUGAGGACAUGAAGAGAGAUUCAAUAUCGCAUGUGAAGAGAUUGGCCGAGUUCUUGGGGCAUCCGUUCACCGUGGAAGAGGAGGAGAAAGGCAUCGUGCACGAGAUUCUCAAGCUGUGUAGCUUCGAGAGCAUGAACAAAGCCAAGGUUCCCGAAAAAGGGAACUUUCAUGAAGGACCUGCAAACCAUUUCUACAUUAGAAAUGACGAGGUGGGAGACGCGAAGAAUUAUCUUAUGGUGGAUAUGAUGAGAUGUCUCGACGAGAUCACCGAGGAAAAGUUCAAGGGUACUGGGUUGACUAUAUGA
This is a messenger RNA of Punica granatum (pomegranate), 618 nucleotides long. Lineage: Eukaryota; Viridiplantae; Streptophyta; Magnoliopsida; Myrtales; Lythraceae. The record is from RefSeq and is a predicted model, not a curated record.